AGGUGGAUCGACGUCGGUGAACAUCGAUUCUCAGGGCGAAUAUCGACUCUUAAUUUGGGCCGGGUACAUGGACGACAACACAGCUUUCAGAAGCUUCAAGAUGCGAGCCAACAAGCGAAAAAGAUCUCAGCAGGAUCAAUUUAGAAAAAAAGGGCCGAUGACUCACCUCAACAUACGUCCGCCAGCGCGAAAACUACACAGGCCACGGAAGAGGACAGUAGCGGAACAUGGCCGUCGCAGACAAAAGGCAUCCGAUCAUCCAUCAAAGCACGUCCAAACAAAAAAGUCUCCUCCACCAUUCUGAGCACAAAGCAUGCAACAAAGCAAGAAAGCCAAGAGGUCGCGCAAGUGAAGGCCGUGUACAACUUGGCCAAGGCCGCUAGGAAAUCAUGGCAAGUCUUCCUUCGAAGUAGCACUUGCACAUACCUUCUUGAAAAACUCGCAAAUCUACGACGACAGAGAUUUCGCGCGGCCUUCCCAGUCGGUCUCAAUGAUCCUCAUAUUCAGCGGUCAAUGCGAACGUUAACACCAUGAGCACUCACCUGUCCCCCUCAAUCCCCGUCUCCAUCGCCUGCUUCACCGCCGCCCAGAACCCCGCCACAUCAUU
This is a messenger RNA of Schizophyllum commune H4-8, 607 nucleotides long. RefSeq lists its product as uncharacterized. The record is from RefSeq and is a predicted model, not a curated record. Bases 68 to 304 code for a protein of 78 amino acids. The transcript has 6 exons. NCBI's taxonomy places the organism in Eukaryota, Fungi, Basidiomycota, Agaricomycetes, Agaricales, Schizophyllaceae.